AUGGGUUCAAUCGUUCUCCCUCAUUUGAAUUCUGGCUGGCACGUUGACCAGGCCAUCCUCGGUGAAGAGGAUAGACUCGUGGUUAUCCGAUUCGGACGCGACCACGAUGAAGAAUGCAUGCUACAGGAUGAGGUUCUGUACAAGAUCGCAGAAAAGGUCAAGAACUUUGCAGCGAUCUAUGUUUGCGACAUCGACCAGGUCAAGGAUUUCAACCAAAUGUACGAACUUUACGACCCUAUGUCGAUCAUGUUCUUUUACCGCAAUAAGCACAUGAUGUGCGAUUUCGGUACCGGAAAUAAUAAUAAAUUGAACUUCAUUCUCGAUGACAAGCAAGAACUUAUCGAUAUCAUCGAAUGUGUCUACAAGGGCGCAAAGAAGGGACGUGGUUUGGUUGUUAGUCCCAAAGACUAUUCGACCCGCUAUCGCUACUGA
Molecule: messenger RNA, 432 nt
Organism: Penicillium taxi
Lineage: Eukaryota; Fungi; Ascomycota; Eurotiomycetes; Eurotiales; Aspergillaceae
Product: DIM1 family thioredoxin-like protein
Exons: 4
Coding region: 1-432 (143 amino acids)
Biological process (GO): mRNA splicing, via spliceosome
Cellular component (GO): U5 snRNP; spliceosomal complex; U4/U6 x U5 tri-snRNP complex
Source: RefSeq, a predicted model, not a curated record